Molecule: messenger RNA, 13882 nt
Organism: Pseudopipra pipra
Lineage: Eukaryota; Metazoa; Chordata; Aves; Passeriformes; Pipridae
Biological process (GO): homophilic cell-cell adhesion
Cellular component (GO): plasma membrane
Molecular function (GO): calcium ion binding
Source: RefSeq, a predicted model, not a curated record
CGUGAGGCGGCUGCAGUGUUGUGUCGGCGCCUCCGGGUGCCGCUGUUGGGCCGCCGCCGAGCGUUGCUGGAGCCGCCGCCGCCGCCGCCUGUGCGUGCUGUCCCCGCAGGCUGCUGGCUCGGGCGGGCAGUGCGGGCCAGAGCGGCAGCGGCACGGGCAGCAGAGGCGAGAGGCGGCGCGGGCAGCAGAGGCGUGCGAGUUGGAGGCGGCGGCGGGCCGGGUUUGCUUUGUCGGGCGCUGCUGGGGCUGCGCAGAGCGGCUGCGAGGGAGGCGGGGCAGCGGCAGGAGCCUUGCGAGCUCGGCGAGCGAGCGCUGUGGGCGAUGUCGGGCGGGCGGAGGGCGAGCGGCGGGCCGGGCGGCGGGCGAGCGCUGGGGCUGGGCGCUGUGCUGCUGUGGCUGUGCUGGCGGGCGGCGGCGGAGCGGCUCCGCUACUCCAUCCCCGAGGAGCUGCCCAGAGGCUCGCUGGUGGGGCCGCUGGCCCGGGACCUGGGGCUCAGCGCCGACGAGCUGCCGACGCGCAAGCUGCGGCUCAGCGCGGACAAGCAAUACUUCACGGUGAGCGAGGGGAACGGGAACCUGUACGUGAGCGAGAGGCUGGACCGGGAGGAGCUGUGCGGCGAGUCGUUGUCCUGCUCGGUCAGCUUCGAGGCGCUGGUGCACAACCCGCUCAACGUUUUUCAUGUCGAGGUGGCCAUUGAGGAUGUGAAUGACAACUCUCCUACCUUCAGGAAGGCUGUUUUGGAACUUGAGAUUGAUGAAUGGAUCCCUCCCGGCACUCGUUUUCCUCUGGAGAUGGCCCGAGAUGCAGACGUGGGUAGCAACUCUCUGCUGAGUUACGAGCUCAGCAGCAACCCGUCCUUCUCUUUAGCCAUGAAGGACACUCAGGACGGAAGCAAGCCGGAAUUAGUGCUGGAGCGAGCGCUGGACCGGGAGAAGCAGAGCUUCUUUGAGCUGGUGCUGACAGCGGUUGAUGGCGGGGACCCCAUGAGGUCCGGGACUGUCCAGGUUCGUGUCAACGUGACGGACGCCAAUGACAACCCGCCCGUGUUCUCGCAGGACCGAUACCAGACAAGCCUUCGCGAGGACACGCUGCCAGGUUCGGAGGUAUUGAAAGUGUCAGCCUCAGAUGCCGACGCCGGCACCAACGCCCACAUCACUUACAGAUUCGGGGAAAUGCCGGAUAAGGUGCUUCGGACAUUCGUGGUCGAUGCAGACACUGGGUCGAUCACGCUGCGGGAGGGUCUGGAUUUCGAGGACAUGAGGACCUUCAUCCUGGACGUGGAGGCAAAGGACGGUGGCGGUCUGGUGGCGCACUGCAAGGUGGAGGUGGAGGUGCUUGACGUGAAUGACAAUGCGCCCGACAUCGAGAUCCUGUCGCUGUCGAGCCCCGUGCCCGAGGACGCUCCGGUCGGCACCGUGGUGGCUCUGCUGAAAAUUCGGGAUCAGGACUCCGGCGAGAACGGUGAGGUGUCGUGCGAGCUGUCGGGAGAGGCGCCGCUGUCGAUCGUGGCGUCGUCGGGCGGCUCGUUCAAGGUGGUGACGGCGAGCGCGCUGGACCGCGAGCAGGCGUCCGAGCACCGCGUGACGGUGGUGGCCCGGGACCGGGGCAGCCCGGCGCUGUGGAGCAGCAGGGAGCUGGUGCUGGAGGUGUCGGACGUGAACGACAACGCGCCGGUGUUCGAGGAGGCGUCGUACAGCGCGUACGUGCGGGAGAACAACGCGGUGGGCUUGCUGGUGUUGCGCGUUGUGGCUCGGGACUUGGACGCGGGCGCGAACGGGCGCGUGAGCUACUGGCUGUCGGGCGGCAGCGCGGGCGCGGCGGGCGCGGCGCCGCUGGUGUCGGUGGAGGCGCGGAGCGGCGCGGUGUACGCGCAGCGCUCGUUGGACUACGAGCAGUGCCGCGAGUUCUCGGUGGCCGUGCGGGCGCAGGACGGCGGGUCGCCGGCGCGCAGCUCGACGGCCACGGUGCGCGUCUUCGUGCUCGACCAGAACGACAACGCGCCGCGGGUGCUCUACCCGCCCCCGCCGGCGGCGUCGGGAUCAUCGGCCCUGGGCUCGGUGGGUUCGGCUUUCGAGGUGGUGCCGCGUUCGGCGUCGUCCGGGUACCUGGUGGGCAAGGUGGUGGCGGUGGACGCGGACGCGGGGCGCAACGCGUGGCUGUCGUACGAGCUGGUGCAGGCGUCGGAGCCGGCGCUGUUCCGCGUGGGGCUGCAGAGCGGCGAGGUGCGCACGGCGCGGGCCGUGUCGGAGAGGGACGCGGCCAAGCAGCGCCUGGUGGCCGUGGUGAAGGACCACGGCGAGCCGGCGCUGUCGGCCACGGCCACGCUGCACGUGGUGCUGGCCGAGAGCUUGCAGGAGGCGCUGCCGGAGCUGAGCGAGCGGGCGGCGGGCGCCGAGGCGGCGGGCGAGCUGCAGUUCUACCUGGUGCUGGCGCUGGCGCUGCUGUCGGCGCUGUUGGUGCUGAGCGUGGCGCUGGCCGUGCUGGCGCGGCUGCGGCGGGCCGGGCCGCCCGCCGUGCUGCGCUGCCUGGGCGCGCAGCGCUUGUCGCUGGCCGGCGCCGCCUUCCCGGCCGACUUCUGCGAGGGCACCUUGCCCUACUCCUACAACCUGUGCGUGGCGGCGCCGCCCCGCGCCAACCCCGAGGCCGCUUGGCCGCCGCCGCCGCUGCCCAUCGUGCCCGCGGAGGAGCUUGUGGCCGGGGAGCCCCGCGAGAAGCCGAGCCCGAGCAGCAGCGCCGUCCUGGGAGAUCCGCCCGCCGACCCUAUCUCACCGCAGGGUGGGCACGUCUCGUUGGCGCUCGGUGCGUGCAGUGCCGGGAGGAGGCUGCGGGCGCCGCUGUUGACCGAGAGGAACGAGAGGAAGGUCGGAGCGCUGCAGCCCCGCCCGCUGCGGCCCGGCUCGAUCGCUGGAUCGCUGGAUUCCUGGAUCGGUGGCGGGAUUGCGGAGCAGGAGCCGGAUCGGCGGUCGGUGGCCGGGAUCUGCCGGCGGUGUUGCGGUGCCGGCGGUGCGGCGGCGGCGAUGUGCGCGGCGGGGAGGCGCUGGGGCCGGCGGCAGCGAGUGCUGCUCUGGGGCGUCCUGCUGGCGGCCUGGGAGGCGGCGUGGGGGCAGCUGCGCUACUCGGUGCCCGAGGAGAUGCCCAAGGGCUCGUUCGUGGGCGACGUGGCCAAGGACCUGGGGCUGCAGAUGCCGGCGCUCCGAGACAGCGGCGUCCGUGUUGUCUCUGUCGGUAGGACGCAGUAUUUUGCUUUGAACGGGAAGACGGGACAUUUAGUGACGGCUGAGAGGAUCGACAGGGAGCAGCUGUGCGAGAAUGUGGAGCAAUGCGUGCUGCGCUGUGAGCUGAUAGUGGAGGGGGAAAUGAAAGUUUACGGAAUCCAAGUGGAAAUCACGGACAUUAACGACAACGCCCCGACCUUCAAAGAAAUUGAGCUCGAACAGAGAAUGAGCGAGACGACAGUCCUGGGAUCGCGGUUCCCACUGGCUGAGGCUCACGACCCGGACUCGGGACAGAAUUCCCUGCAGAGCUACGAGCUGAGCGGCGACGAGCACUUCUCGCUGGCCGUGCAGACGGGCCCCGGCGGGGAUCAGCGUCCCGAGCUGGUGCUGGCGAAGGCGCUGGACCGGGAGGAGGCGGCGUUUCACGAGCUGGUGCUGAGGGCGAGCGACGGCGGCGAGCCGGCCCGGACGGGCACGGCGCGGAUCCGCGUGACGGUGCUGGACGCGAACGACAACGCGCCCGUGUUCAGCCAGGCGGAGUACACGGUGCGUGUGCCGGAGGACGUGCCCGUGGGCUCCACCCUCGUCACCGUCACGGCCACCGACCCCGACGAGGGUCUGAACGGGCACGUGAGAUACGCGUUGAAGAAAAUCACAGAGAAAGCCUCGCAGAUUUUCCAUCUCGACUCUGAGACGGGAGUGAUCACGUUAGUGCAGAGCCUUGACUAUGAAGAAGGCGAUUCAUAUGAACUGGAGGUUCAGGCACAUGAUGGUGGAGCACUUUUCGACACGACAAAAGCUACAAUCAUGGUGACAGACAUAAACGAUAAUGCGCCCGAGAUUUCCGUGCGGUCGGCGUUGAGUGAGAUUUCUGAGGAUGCUCCGACGGGGACAGUGGUGGCCCUGCUGCACGUGCUGGACGAGGACUCGGGGGCCAAUGGCGAGGUGCGCUGCUCGCUCGACGGAAGCCUCCCGUUCAGGCUGGAGAGGUCCCUCGAGGACUACUACCGCGUGGUGACGGCGAGAGAGCUGGACCGGGAGCAGGAGUCGGAGUACAACGUGACGGUGCGGGCGGCCGACAGCGGUCGUCCGUCGCUGCAGAGCAGCAGGGUGCUGUGUGUGCGGGUGCUGGACGUGAACGACAACGCGCCGGUGUUCUCGCAGGAGCGCUACAGCGCUCGUCUGUGGGAGAACAACGUGGCGGGCUUGCUGGUGCUGCGGGUGCGGGCGACGGACUCGGACUGGGGGGAGAACGCGCGCGUGCGGUACCGGCUGGGGGAGGGUGGUGUGCGGGGCUCGCCGCUGUCGUCGUACGUGUCGGUGCAGGCGGAGACGGGCGCGCUGUACGCGCUGCGCUCGUUCGAUUACGAGGAGGUGCGCGAGGUGGGGCUGUGGGUUUGGGCGGAGGACGGCGGCUCGCCGGCGCUGAGCAGCAACGUGUCGGUGCGGCUGGUGAUCGUGGACGAGAACGACAACGCGCCGCAGGUGCUGUACCCGCCGGCGGCGGGGGCUUUGUCGGGCUCGGUGUGGUCGGGCGUGGAGCUGGCGGCGCGGUCGAGCGAGGCCGGCGCGCUGGUGGCCAAGGUGGUGGCGGUGGACGCGGACGCGGGUCAGAACGCGUGGCUGUCGUACGAGCUGGCCAAGGCGACGGAGCCGGGGCUGUUCCGCGUGGGGCUGCACAGCGGCGAGGUGCGCACGGCGCGCUCGCCACUGGCCCGCGACGCGGCGCGCCAGAGCCUGGUGGUGCUGGUGAAGGACCACGGGCGGCCGGCGCUGUCGGCCACGGCCACGCUGAGCGUGGUGCUGGCCGAGAGCGUGGCCGAGCUGCUGGCCGAGCUGGGCAGCGCGGCGCGGGCGGAGGCGGAGGCGGGGGCGGGCGAGGCGGGCGGCAGCCUGACGCGCUGGCUGGUGCUGGCCGUGGCCGCCGUGUCGUGCCUGUUCGUCGCCUUCCUGCUGCUGCUGCUGGCGCUGCGCCUGCGGCGCUGGCGGCGCUCGCAGCAGCAGCUGCUGGCGGCGGGCAGCGGCGCCUUGCGCGGCGUGCCGGCCACGCACUUCGUGGGCAUCGACGGCGUGCGCGCCUUCCUGCACUCCUACUCGCACGACGUGUCUCUCACGGCCGACUCGCGCAAGAGCCACCUCCGCUUCUCGGCCGCCAGCUGCUGCGACACCCUGCCGGCCCGGCCGCCGCCCGACGAGCCCGCGCCGCUGCUCGGAGUCGAGGAACCUGCCGGGCCCCAACCUAGUGACCCCGCCCCUCCCCCGCCCCAGCCCGGCCCAAAGUUGGUCCCCGCCGAGCGCGGCCGUGAGGCGGCUGCAGUGUUGUGUCGGCGCCUCCGGGUGCCGCUGUUGGGCCGCCGCCGAGCGUUGCUGGAGCCGCCGCCGCCGCCGCCUGUGCGUGCUGUCCCCGCAGGCUGCUGGCUCGGGCGGGCAGUGCGGGCCAGAGCGGCAGCGGCACGGGCAGCAGAGGCGAGAGGCGGCGCGGGCAGCAGAGGCGUGCGAGUUGGAGGCGGCGGCGGGCCGGGUUUGCUUUGUCGGGCGCUGCUGGGGCUGCGCAGAGCGGCUGCGAGGGAGGCGGGGCAGCGGCAGGAGCCUUGCGAGCUCGGCGAGCGAGCGCCGUGGGCGAUGUCGGGCGGGCGGAGGGCGAGCGGCGGGCCGGGCGGCGGGCGAGCGCUGGGGCUGGGCGCUGUGCUGCUGUGGCUGUGCUGGCGGGCGGCGGCGGAGCGGCUCCGCUACUCCAUGGCCGAGGAGCUGCCCAGAGGCUCGCUGGUGGGGCCGCUGGCCCGGGACCUGGGGCUCAGCGCCGACGAGCUGCCGGCGCGCAAGCUGCGGCUCAGCGCGGACAAGCAAUACUUCACGGUGAGCGAGGGGAACGGGAACCUGUACGUGAGCGAGAGGCUGGACCGGGAGGAGCUGUGCGGCGAGUCGUUGUCCUGCUCGGUCAGCUUCGAGGCGCUGGUGCACAACCCGCUCAAUGUUUUCCACGUCGACGUGACCAUCCAGGAUGUGAAUGACAACUCCCCAGCCUUUAGCAAGGCUGUUUUGGACCUCGAGAUAGGUGAAUGGUCACUUCCAGGUGCUCGUUUUCCUCUGGAGAUGGCCCAAGAUGCGGACGCGGGCAGCAACUCGCUGCUGACGUAUGAGCUCAGCAGCAAUCCGUCCUUCAGUCUAGCCUUGAAAGAAAACACGGGUGGAAUGAAGCAGCCUGAAUUAGUGCUGGAGCAAGCGUUGGAUCGGGAGAAGCAGAGCUCCUUCGAACUUGUGCUGACGGCAGUGGAUGGCGGGGACCCUGCAAUGUCCGGGACUGUUCAGGUUCGUGUGAACGUGUCUGACGCCAACGACAACCCGCCCGUGUUCAGUAAAAGUGUCUACGAGGCGCGAGUGGGAGAGAAUCAGCCGGUGGGGUCGCUGGCGAUGCAGGUGCGGGCCACGGAUGCGGACGCGGGGUCCAAUGGGCGGGUCUCCUACUCCUUCAGCAACGUCCCAGGCGGGAUCCGUGAGUUGUUUGCUGUCGACAGCGAGAGCGGCGAGAUCAAGACUGUGGGUCCCCUUGAUUUCGAGGAGAAAAGUAAAUACAGCUUCACCCUUGAGGCGAGGGACGGUGGUGGUCUGACCGGUCAUUGUCAAGUGCAGAUAGACGUCACAGAUGAAAAUGACAACGCGCCCGAGAUCACCAUUCUGUCACUGUCGAGCCCCGUGCCAGAGGACGCGCCAGCCGGCACCGUGGUGGCCCUGCUGAAAGUGCGGGACCGGGACUCCGGCGAGAACGGUGAGGUGUCGUGCGAGCUGUCGGGAGAGGCGCCGCUGUCGAUCGUGGCGUCGUCGGGCGGCUCAUACAAGGUGGUGACGGCGAGCGCGCUGGACCGCGAGCAGGCGUCCGAGCACCGCGUGACGGUGGUGGCCCGGGACCGGGGCAGGCCGGCGCUGUGGAGCAGCAGGGAGCUGUUGCUGGAGGUGUCGGACGUGAACGACAACGCGCCGGUGUUCGAGGAGGCGUCGUACAGCGCGUACGUGCGGGAGAACAACGCGGUGGGCUUGCUGGUGUUGCGCGUUGUGGCUCGGGACUUGGACGCGGGCGCGAACGGGCGCGUGAGCUACUGGCUGUCGGGCGGCAGCGCGGGCGCGGCGGGCGCGGCGCCGCUGGUGUCGGUGGAGGCGCGGAGCGGCGCGGUGUACGCGCAGCGCUCGUUGGACUACGAGCAGUGCCGCGAGUUCUCGGUGGCCGUGCGGGCGCAGGACGGCGGGUCGCCGGCGCGCAGCUCGACGGCCACGGUGCGCGUCUUCGUGCUCGACCAGAACGACAACGCGCCGCGGGUGCUCUACCCGCCCCCGCCGGCGGCGUCGGGAUCGGCCCCGGGCUCGGUGGGUUCGGCUUUCGAGGUGGUGCCGCGUUCGGCGUCGUCCGGGUACCUGGUGGGCAAGGUGGUGGCGGUGGACGCGGACGCGGGGCGCAACGCGUGGCUGUCGUACGAGCUGGUGCAGGCGUCGGAGCCGGCGCUGUUCCGCGUGGGGCUGCAGAGCGGCGAGGUGCGCACGGCGCGGGCCGUGUCGGAGAGGGACCCGGCCAAGCAGCGCCUGGUGGCCGUGGUGAAGGACCACGGCGAGCCGGCGCUGUCGGCCACGGCCACGCUGCACGUGGUGCUGGCCGAGAGCUUGCAGGAGGCGCUGCCGGAGCUGAGCGAGCGGGCGGCGGGCGCCGAGGCGGCGGGCGAGCUGCAGUUCUACCUGGUGCUGGCGCUGGCGCUGCUGUCGGCGCUGUUGGUGCUGAGCGUGGCGCUGGCCGUGCUGGCGCGGCUGCGGCGGGCCGGGCCGCCCGCCGUGCUGCGCUGCCUGGGCGCGCAGCGCUUGUCGCUGGCCGGCGCCGCCUUCCCGGCCGACUUCUGCGAGGGCACCUUGCCCUACUCCUACAACCUGUGCGUGGCGGCGCCGCCCCGCGCCACCCCCGAGGCCGCUUGGCCGCCGCCGCCGCUGCCCAUCGUGCCCGCGGAGGAGCUUGUGGCCGGGGAGCCCUGCGAGAAGCCGAGUCCGAGCAGCAGCGCCGUCCCGGGAGUGCCGCCCGCCGAUCCCGACGCACCACAGGUCUGUAAGCCCGUACACCCUCUUUCUGAAUCUUUCGUAACUCUUGCUGGCGGAUUAAACCGUAGGUCGGCUGGACAAAAAGCGAGGUGUUCGUGGAGACUGUUCCGUCUCCGCGAGCUGCCCAUGGGCGAGGCAAGGCGGGCCCGCUCGCUGGCGCUCGGUGCGUGCAGUGCCGGGAGGAGGCUGCGGGCGCCGCUGUUGACCGAGAGGAGCGAGAGGAAGGUCGGAGCGCUGCAGCCCCGCCCGCUGCGGCCCGGCUCGAUCGCUGGAUCGCUGGAUUCCUGGAUCGGGAAGCGGUCUGUUUCCGAUCUUCCCCGCAGUGCGGAGCUGAGAGCGAGGAGCGAGGCGGAGCGGCGGGCGGCAGCAGCUGAGAGCAGCAAGCCGGAGCGGGAGCCGGAUCUGCGGCCGGCGGCGGGGAUCUGCCGGCGGUGUUGCGGUGCCGGCGGUGCGGCGGCGGCGAUGUGCGCGGCGGGGAGGCGCUGGGGCCGGCGGCAGCGAGUGCUGCUCUGGGGCGUCCUGCUGGCGGCCUGGGAAGCGGCGUGGGGGCAGCUGCGCUACUCGGUGCCCGAGGAGAUGCCCAAGGGCUCGUUCGUGGGCGACGUGGCCAAGGACCUGGGGCUGCAGAUGCCGGCGCUCCCAGACCGCGGCGUCCGCGUUGUCUCUGUCGGUAGGACGCAGUACUUUGCUCUGCACGGGAAGACGGGACAUUUAGUGACGGCCGAGAGGAUCGACAGAGAGCAGCUGUGCCGGCUGGUGGAGCAAUGUGUGCUGCGCUGUGAGCUGAUAGUGGAGGCGGAAAUGAAGGUUUACGGAAUCGAAGUGGAAAUCACGGACAUUAAUGACAACGUCCCGAGCUUCAAGGACACUGAGGUGGAGGAGAAGAUAAGUGAAAUGACAGCCCCCGGGUCGCGGUUUACACUUCCCAGAGCUCACGAUCCGGAUUCGGGACAGAAUUCCCUGCAGAGCUACGAGCUGAGCGGCGACGAGCACUUCUCGCUGGCCGUGCAGACGGGCCCCGGCGGGGAUCAGCGUCCCGAGCUGGUGCUGGCGAAGGCGCUGGACCGGGAGGAGGCGGCGUUUCACGAGCUGGUGCUGAGGGCGAGCGACGGCGGCGAGCCGGCCCGGACGGGCACGGCGCGGAUCCGCGUGACGGUGCUGGACGCGAACGACAACGCGCCCGUGUUCAGCCAGGCGGAGUACACGGUGCGUGUGCCGGAGGACGUGCCCGUGGGCUCCGUCCUCGUCACCGUCACGGCCACCGACCCCGACGAGGGUCUGAACGGGCACGUGAAAUACUCGAUGAAGAAAGAGACGGACCUGGCUAUUUUUCAUCUGGACUCUGAGGACGGAGCAAUCAGUCUAUUGAGGAGCCUGGAUUUCGAGGAAGGUGCCAACUACGAAUUGGAGGUGCAGGCACGCGACGGAGGAGGGCUUUUCGACACGACAAAAGUUGCGAUCACCGUGACAGACAUAAACGAUAAUGCGCCCGAAAUUUCGGUGAGAUCGGCGCUAAAGGAGAUCUCUGAGGACGCCCCGACGGGGACGGUGGUGGCCCUGCUCCACGUGCUGGACGAGGACUCGGGGGCCAACGGCGAGGUGCGCUGCUCGCUCGACGGAAGCCACGCUUUCCGGCUGGAGAAGUCCUUGGAGGGCUACUACCGUGUGGUGACAGCGAGAGAGCUGGACCGGGAGCAGGAGUCGGAGUACAACGUGACGGUGCGGGCGGCCGACGGCGGUCGUCCGUCGCUGCAGAGCAGCAGGGUGCUGUGUGUGCGGGUGCUGGACGUGAACGACAACGCGCCGGUGUUCUUGCAGGAGCGCUACAGCGCUCGUCUGUCGGAGAACAACGUGGCGGGCUUGCUGGUGCUGCGGGUGCGGGCGACGGACUCGGACUGGGGGGAGAACGCGCGCGUGCGGUACCGGCUGGGGGAGGGUGGUGUGCGGGGCUCGCCGCUGUCGUCGUACGUGUCGGUGCAGGCGGAGACGGGCGCGCUGUACGCGCUGCGCUCGUUCGAUUACGAGGAGGUGCGCGAGGUGGGGCUGUGGGUUUGGGCGGAGGACGGCGGCUCGCCGGCGCUGAGCAGCAACGUGUCGGUGCGGCUGGUGAUCGUGGACGAGAACGACAACGCGCCGCAGGUGCUGUACCCGCCGGCGGCGGGGGCUUUGUCGGGCUCGGUGUGGUCGGGCGUGGAGCUGGCGGCGCGGUCGAGCGAGGCCGGCGCGCUGGUGGCCAAGGUGGUGGCGGUGGACGCGGACGCGGGUCAGAACGCGUGGCUGUCGUACGAGCUGGCCAAGGCGACGGAGCCGGGGCUGUUCCGCGUGGGGCUGCACAGCGGCGAGGUGCGCACGGCGCGCUCGCCACUGGCCCGCGACGCGGCGCGCCAGAGCCUGGUGGUGCUGGUGAAGGACCACGGGCGGCCGGCGCUGUCGGCCACGGCCACGCUGAGCGUGGUGCUGGCCGAGAGCGUGGCCGAGCUGCUGGCCGAGCUGGGCAGCGCGGCGCGGGCGGAGGCGGAGGCGGGGGCGGGCGAGGCGGGCGGCAGCCUGACGCGCUGGCUGGUGCUGGCCGUGGCCGCCGUGUCGUGCCUGUUCGUCGCCUUCCUGCUGCUGCUGCUGGCGCUGCGCCUGCGGCGCUGGCGGCGCUCGCAGCAGCAGCUGCUGGCGGCGGGCAGCGGCGCCUUGCGCGGCGUGCCGGCCACGCACUUCGUGGGCAUCGACGGCGUGCGCGCCUUCCUGCACUCCUACUCGCACGACGUGUCUCUCACGGCCGACUCGCGCAAGAGCCACCUCCGCUUCUCGGCCGCCAGCUGCUGCGACACCCUGCCGGCCCGGCCGCCGCCCGACGAGCCCGCGCCGCUGCUCGGAGACGAGGAACCUGCCGGUGCCCGCUCCGCCGAUUCCGCCCCUCCCCCGCAAGCUCAGCCCAACACAGACUGGCGCUUCUCUCAGACCCAGAGACCUGGAACAAGUGGCUCCCAGAAUGGAGAGGAAGCUGGAGCCUGGCCCAACAACCAGUUUGACACGGAGGUGCUCCAAGCCAUGAUCCUGGCUUCAGCAAACGAAGCUGCUGAUGGCAACUCGACCCUGGGCGGCGGGAAUGGCACGAUGGGGCUGAGCGCCCGCUACGGCCCCCAGUUCACCCUGCAGCACGUCCCCGACUACCGGCAGAACGUUUACAUCCCGGGCAGUAACGCCACCCUCACCAACGCCGCCGGCAAGCGCGACGCCAAGAACGCCGCCCCCGCCGCGGGCAACAAGAAGAAAUCCGGGAAGAAGGAGAAGAAGUAGAAAAGAAGAAGAAGAAGGAGACCUUAGAGCUACAGGGCAGCCGGCUCCAGCACUCCCCCCCAAAAAAAACCCCACAGCCCAGGCCGGAGGACGAAUGUGAAUUUUUUAUUUUUUUUUUUAUUAUUUUUUUUUUUGUGAUGCAAAAGUAGGAAAUGCUGCGAAUGUAUCUCGUCAUCAUCAGGUCUGGGAGCAGGGACUCGCUGCUCUUAGACCUCGUGAUGGAAACCAAUCUGGAAGCUCAACCGAACACAAACAAGUGCCCUGUGAAUAAUGUUUUAUACGAUCCCUCGGGUGUUAGAAUAUGCAAGGGCGGAAGGUCUUUUGCCACGUCUUUGGAUCCGAUUUGCUCCCAGGUAGUCCGAGGCUUUGUGCUCGGCUUUGCCCAAUGUAAAUAAUUUUAACGUGGAUCUUUUAAUUUAUGUAGCCCUUCAAUCAUUUUUUUGUUUGGAAUGGAAAAGGAAGUUCUUAGCUUAGAGCCCACGCUCCAGUUCUUCGCUCUCAAAUUUUCCAUUCAUAAAAUUCACCCCCCCCGCCCUGCCCCAGAUAAUGAUAGUGAUGGAUUUUGGAAUUUGGAAGUUGGUAGGGAGUGCUUCAGUUCCUGCUUACCUGUCACCCAGAAAAAAAAAAAAAACCAAGUGUUUAUAUUGCAUGAAUCAAAGGGAAUAUGGCAAAGCUGCAUCCUAAACAUUUUUUUUGUUUAUUUGGGGUUUUUUUUAAAGUGUAACCACUAAUGGCCUGAAAUAUGAGAAAGUAAAAAGCCCUCCCGAUGUCUGAGAGGCAGGGAAUUGGAUAAGGAGCGUUGCCGAGGUGUGCGGCAGCUGCCCCGGCGGUUCUAGGGGUCUCCGAAGAGCAGACACAUCUCAAACCUUCUUUGCAGUAAAUAUUUAUAUGUACAGUCGAUGUUCUUAUGGAAUUAAGGCUAAGAGAGCCUCGCUCCCCUGCGGCCGGGCGGGUGCCCGGCCGGGUCCCCCGCCCCAGGGGACACCCGGGGACGACGCUUCCCGUCUCUGCACAGUGUCUGCAUGCACGUCCCUCACCUCCCACCUGCACUAGCGCAGUAGCUCCACACGGACCCGGAGGAGUCCUCGCAUGCCCACGCAGCGUGGUGUGAACGCGCCGGCAGCCGCCCGAGCCCCCGCGCCGGGGCUGCCUCGGGGGGAAGGGGUGGGAGGGGGUGGGGUGGGUCAGGCGGGGUGGGGAAACUCCUUGCUUCUUGUUUGGGCCCCAGAAGGUAAUUUGGGGUAAUAAGGCAGUUUUUUAUAAGGCGGUUGUUUCGGGGGGUCUCGCCCGAAGGGGCGGGAUCCGCAGAGCUGCCCGUGCAUGGCUUUGGUGCAGAGUUGGUGAUUGAGUAAGUGAUGGUUGUUUUGGUGGCGUUUGGGGACCAGAUUCAGAGAAGGGACCCAAAAGCAGGGGGUGAUGCUGCAAAACUGGGGGCAAUAACUGAGGGAGUGUCAAAUGGGACCGUGUAGGGCCAGCCUGGAAUAAGUGAUGCUCCCGCUGGCUUUGGGCUUUCCACCCCAUGGAGAGAAUCAAAGGAUGAGGAAUAAAGUUUCUCCACACGCCCAUCAUCCUUGCACCAGGCCAGCUUCCCAUAGCAAAGCAGCUCUGAGCCCUCCAGGGAGGCAGAGGGGGGCUUUGUGUAGCCAGAGUGAGGAGAGGGGCUGUGGGGUGGCCAGGAAGGGGCCGCACCGAGUUUCCCAGGGGGUGUGUGUUGUUUUUUUCCUUUUUUAAUCACUAACACGUAACUCACCCGAGCAGAUCCAGCCCUCUCAGCCAGGCUCACCCUACCCCAGCCCCCUCCCCAAACCCAGGGCAGCAGGAGCAUCCUCCGUGUCUCAUCCGGAUCCAGCCACCUCCAGCUCUGGCUGCACUGGGAGCGGUUCCCACCCUGUCCCCUGCAGCUGCCACCUGCCCCCCCUUCCCUCUAGAAAUGCUGUAGCUGAAUCGUAGUCUUUAUAUUUUCUUUUUAAUCUGCAAUCUGAGGUAGCGUAGUGAGUGUUGUGUAUUUAGUGGCGUGUUAUUUUUAAUUGCAGUAACUAACUUGUGGACAUCAGUAUUUUCAAUUUUCUCUGUAUCUUCUUUCCAUGUGGUCUGUGCUCCGAGUGUACGUGAAAUGAAAACACAUUUGCCCUUUCAAUGUGUCUAAUAUUGAAUUAUACUUAUAUAUUAUAUAUAUGCUUAUAUCCUUCUUAUACCCAUAUAGACCAAUGUCGAUGUGUUACACGCAAGUUUUAUACUCUAAUAUUUAUAUUGCUUUUUUUCUUUGGGAAAAAAAAAUAAUAAAAUGGUUUCUUCUGAAUAA